This is a messenger RNA of Neopelma chrysocephalum (saffron-crested tyrant-manakin), 797 nucleotides long. RefSeq lists its product as uncharacterized. The transcript has 2 exons. The record is from RefSeq and is a predicted model, not a curated record. NCBI's taxonomy places the organism in Eukaryota, Metazoa, Chordata, Aves, Passeriformes, Pipridae. Bases 90 to 797 code for a protein of 235 amino acids.
GAGGGGAUCCUAGAGCUCGAGAGGUUCCAGAGCUGAGGAGAUCCCAGAGCUGAGGAGAUUCCAGAGCUCAGGAGAUUCCAGAACCGAGGAUGUCCCAGAGCUCAGCAGAUUCCACAGGUGAGGAUGUCCCAGAGCUCGGGAGGCCCCAGAGGCCGGGAGAGCCCGGAUCUGACGGUGAGAUUCCUGAGUCGAGGGGAUCCUGUUCUGGGAUGGGGGAGAUCCUGAGCAAAUCCCUUUUUCCAGAAAUGACCCGCACGGUGACCAUCAAUAUCUACAACAGGACCCAGAACGUCACCCUGGAAUACCCCAGGAUUUACUUGCCCAGCGGCCACUGCUCCGUCCCCCCCGACCCCGAGGUGCCCCCCGGCUGUUCCACCACCUGUGAGUUCUCCAGCUCCUCGUCCCCGGGCUGCUCUGGGCUCCUGAUCUACUGGGUCGGUACCUGCACCUUGGCCAUCUACUUCUCCAACCCCCGGAAAGACAACAAGUCCCCCCGGGAGCUGGCCCUGGAACUGUCCUACUGCGACAGCUUGCAUGGCGAGCCGUUCCGCUGCGAGAGACUCGAGGGCAGGGUGUCCCUCUGCGAGAAACACAAGCGCGAGUUGGAGGACAUCUACAGGCUGAUGUCGAGGAGGAACGUCAGCACCACCACGGACAGCACCCUCGACCGCAUCGCCCCGGGCACCCGCCUGGAGACGGCCGUGGUGACCAUCAAUGGCAUUGAGGUGAUGGCCACCAUGUCCAACACACGGAACGCCGAGAUCAGACUGGUGGUGAGGAACAUGAGUACCUGGUGA